GGACGCGCCAGCCACGCCAGCUCCGCGCAGACCCCAGCCCCGCCCCCGCGCCCAUGGCCGCCCUGGGACACCGCACUUUACAGGCUGCGAUCUGUGGCGGUUGCUGCUGCCUCCUCCUGUGUGCCCAGCUCGCUGUGGCUGGGGGCUGCAAACACCUGAAGCUCUGUGAGCACUGUGUACAGAAGAACGGAGCUCACAACCUGUCUGGUUGCGUGUGGGAGCAGUGUCAGCUCCAGGAGCCAGGACACUGUGUGACUCGAGCUGAGGCAGUCAAAGAAGGUUGUUCCCUCUACAACCACUCAGCGUCCUGUUCAGCUGCCCACCACCACCCUACCUAUGAGCCGAAGAUAAUGACAACAGAGAGCCCCCUAGGCCCUGAGAGCGGUGGACCUGAAUUUGAUAGUGCCAGCUUCAUAGGGGGCAUCAUGCUAGUGCUGAGUGUGCAGACGAUGAUCUUCUUCAUAGUGCGCUUCCUCAAGGCCAAGAACAACCCAUACGAGACUCUGUGA
Messenger RNA from Suncus etruscus (white-toothed pygmy shrew), 509 nucleotides. It is a transcript of the gene CD164L2, whose product is annotated as CD164 molecule like 2. The record is from RefSeq and is a predicted model, not a curated record. The transcript is spliced from 5 exons. Bases 54 to 509 code for a protein of 151 amino acids. Gene Ontology annotation, cellular component: cytoplasmic vesicle. NCBI's taxonomy places the organism in Eukaryota, Metazoa, Chordata, Mammalia, Eulipotyphla, Soricidae.